This is a messenger RNA of Zymoseptoria tritici IPO323, 1950 nucleotides long. RefSeq lists its product as uncharacterized. The record is from RefSeq and is a predicted model, not a curated record. The coding region runs from base 34 to 1950 and encodes 638 amino acids. The transcript has a single exon. Lineage: Eukaryota; Fungi; Ascomycota; Dothideomycetes; Mycosphaerellales; Mycosphaerellaceae.
UAUUGGAUCAUCUAUCUAUCGCGCAUAGAGAACAUGUCCAGGAAAUCAGUGUCGUCGACCUCUCCUCCACCCAACAUGACGCGCCCUUCCCCGCCUCUUCAUUCUUACUCGUCUCCGAGUCCUGCUUGUCCGAUUUCUUCCUCUUCUUCUUCUUCCCCGAAACUUGUUUCUUCUACCAAUUCAUUGCCACCUUGGAACUUUCCCUUUGGCCCUUCUACCAAGUACCACAAUCGCGAGAAAACACGCCCGCGACAUGCGCGAUAUCAAAGCGCGUACACUCCUCGAGGUCCAGUGCUGAGCACGGAGAAGCGAGCUCACCGCCGAGCUGCCCACAGCAGCGUCAGCAUUCCCCGCUACAGCCCGACUUCGCCCUCCUCGCGCAGUAGUCCUCUUUCGCGAUUCCCGAGUUACAACACCACCAAAAUGUCCGCCGCAAAAAUGUCCAUCAACCCGGCAACACCCGCCAAGCAUUUAUACCGUCGCAGUUCCGACUUUCAGGAUUCGCCCUUCUCGGAUUACUUCUCCGAGGAUGGCCGAUCAGUCUAUACGACUUGCGCGUCGGACGAGACGAAGCAGCUCUUGGUCAGGAUGAACCGGCUACAGUCGCAACUCAUGCGCGAUCAAUCCGGCGAUCGCCACAAAGCUAUUGCAGUUGUCGCACGGAAGCUCGGAGAAAUGGAAGAGGAGCUGAGCAAGCUGAAUGACAAUGCGACAUCAACUCUCGACGACUCGGCCGUCUUCAUUGACGAGCCUGUCGAGGAACGGAAAUCAACGUCAGAACCCGCUGUGUCGAGCACACCCAGCACACCCAGUCGCAAAUCAUCUGCCACCGGUCGAACUCAUGUAUCCAAGCCGAGCAUGAAUGAUAGUGUCAUGGAAGCCACUCAGACUUUCACCUACGAGCAGAUCAAAGCCGAGCGCGACAGCCUGGCCGUCCGCCUGCAAGGUCUCUCUGAAGGAUUGAACACUGUCCAAGGAGAGCUUACCCAACGCUACGCCGAGGUCCGCAAGCUUAAUAACCUUCACAACGAGGAACGGGAGCGUUACGAACAGCACGUGGAGAAGCUGCAAUCCGAGAACGAGGGUCUGCGAUCAGACCUCGGUUUCGAGUACUCCGAGUUGUUAUACCUGAAACUACAGAUGAAGUCUCUGGAAGUUGACAUCGACAAUAUCCCCGACGAAGAUAUUGACCCUCGACACGCAACAAUCGCAGACCUCCGUCGAGCUCGAGCCAAGCGCGCGAGGCGGAACCGCAUAUUAUCAGAAAUGGACCGCUGGCGGACCGACUGGCAAGAUGUCAGCACGCGCUUCAAGCGGAGGCGCAAUCGGUACGGUGUGCCGACUUCGCCGAUCGUGGAGUUUGAAGGGCAUGAAUUCGCGGCGGAAUGGCAUCUUGAGACUGUACGCGAGGCGCGCGGGCACGCUACAUGUCUCACCAUCAAGAGAAUCGAAGGUCCGCCUGUUCGCGAGCUGACAGCUUUGAGGGAAGAGAUUGUUGAUCCCGACGUACUCCGAUUGGCCGAGGCGAAAGUCUUCAAGGGAUACAUUGAUCAAGGCGCGCAGACGGAAAUGUCGGCUGCUGAUUACAUGCACGACAACUUCGAUGAGGCUGAGACGGACUCCUUCUUCGAUCACGAGUAUCCUGCCCUGGAUGAGCUUGAUGAUCUCGAGUGCGACGACGCUAUCCCGUCGAAGCGCGACUUCGCAAUCCGAGCGGUCGGCGAAGACGACGAAGCUGAAGCGGAGGUCGACGAGGAGGAGGAGGAAGAAGAAGAAGAAGAAGACGACGACGACAUUCACCCCCAACCAAAGGAGCCGACCGGAUCCGCUCCCCAACCGCACACGCCCACCACUUUACCAUCCAAUUCAUCCCGAUCCGCCUGGCAGGAACUCUGGGCGUCGCUGGCGAGUCUUUCUGGCCUUCCCGAUGAUGACGAAGAUGACUUUUGA